This is a messenger RNA of Candida albicans SC5314, 1137 nucleotides long. It is a transcript of the gene RAD18, whose product is annotated as E3 ubiquitin-protein ligase. Gene Ontology annotation, cellular component: Rad6-Rad18 complex; nucleus. The record is from RefSeq and is a predicted model, not a curated record. The transcript has a single exon. Gene Ontology annotation, biological process: protein monoubiquitination; DNA damage tolerance. The coding region runs from base 1 to 1137 and encodes 378 amino acids. Gene Ontology annotation, molecular function: ubiquitin protein ligase activity; single-stranded DNA binding. NCBI's taxonomy places the organism in Eukaryota, Fungi, Ascomycota, Pichiomycetes, Serinales, Debaryomycetaceae.
AUGAACCUCAAAGAUAUUACCGAUCCGUCGGAUUUUAAAACCACAAAAUUGCCUGCAUUAGCAGAGCUAGAUAUUUUAAAGAGGUGCUAUAUAUGCAAAGAUCUAUUGAAUGCACCCGUGAGGACACAAUGUGAUCACACGUACUGUUCACAAUGUAUACGAGAAUUUUUACUUCGAGAUAAUAGAUGUCCGCUUUGUAAAACAGAGGUUUUUGAAAGUGGUCUAAAACGUGAUCCAUUGUUAGAAGAGAUCGUCAUUAGUUAUGCCUCCCUUAGGCCUCAUUUAUUACGAUUAUUGGAGAUUGAAAAGGUGGAAUCGAAGCAAGAGGUAGAUCGUGAGAAAUCAGCCAAUGAGUCAGCGCUGAAUGGUAAUAGAAAUGUAAACAACGAUGUUGACGAAACUGUGCGCGUUAAAGAUCAACUGAAUGCAGAUGAACUAGGUGAAGAAAAAGGGCAAGCUCAACAUGGGGAACAAGUAAACGAGCAGACUACUGAAGUUAUUCUGUUGCUAUCUGAUGAUGAAGAGAAUGGUUCUGAUAGCCUAGUAAAAUGUCCUAUUUGUUUUGAGAGAAUGGAAUUAGAUGUACUACAGGGAAAGCAUAUUGACGACUGUCUAAGUGGAAAGAGCACGAAGAGGACGCCUACAGACAUUUUAUCCCCAAAAGCCAAACGACCGAAGCAAAUCACCUCCUUUUUCAAACCAACAAUAGAUACCAAAACGCCUUCGCCACCUACAAGUAAGGCGUCAACAACUCCAACAGCAACUCCGACAACUACAUUGUUGAAAGCAAACGUCUCAUCUCCAUCCCCAGUGGCGCAAAGUACAGUUCACAAGGGCAAGCCAUUACCUAAACUCGAUUUCAGCAGCUUGAGUACUCAAAAAAUUAAAGCCAAGUUGAGUGAUUUGAAACUACCCACAACAGGUAGUAGGAAUGAAAUGGAAGCCAGAUACUUGCAUUACUAUGUGAUUUAUAAUGCCAACCUUGAUUCCAAUCAUCCUGUAAAGGAAUCUAUUUUGCGACAACAGUUGAAACAAUGGGAAAUGGUGCAACAUCAACCGUCGUUUGGUGAUGCAGAGUGGAAAGGAGCUGAAACUGGGAAUUGGAAAGAACUCAUUGCAAGAGCACGGAGUAACUAA